Molecule: messenger RNA, 713 nt
Organism: Mytilus californianus (California mussel)
Lineage: Eukaryota; Metazoa; Mollusca; Bivalvia; Mytilida; Mytilidae
Product: ependymin-related protein 1-like
Exons: 6
Coding region: 35-652 (205 amino acids)
Biological process (GO): cell-matrix adhesion
Cellular component (GO): extracellular region; lysosome
Molecular function (GO): calcium ion binding
Source: RefSeq, a predicted model, not a curated record
CCCGUUUCGACAAUUUUUUUGACGAGCAAUAACAAUGUUGUGUGGUUUUCUUGCUUUAGUUGUUAUUCCAACAUUUGUCAUUGCAUGCUGUCCACCAAAGCAAUGGGAAGGUAUUGAAUAUACUGCUCUUGGUUCUACUGGUGCUGAUGGAAAAUCACAUUAUACAGAGAUAGAACAGAAGGUAUCAGUCGACACGGACCGAAGAAUGGUUUAUGUGGCACAAUCUAUGGUUAUAGAUGGAGCAAAUGUAAUGCAAACCGUCCUUCAGAAUUACAACACGGCGACUCAAUAUAUAACACGGAACGGAAACUGUGAAAAGAUGGGUGUGACUUCAGUAGAACCUGGCUGUGUCCCACAAAAUGCUACCGCAGUAUUGAAGUCGUACAUGGGUGCUGGAAAUUCUAAGAUUAUGACAACAGUUUACAAAUAUGUGACUGACAUGUCCACCUCUUAUAUAACAAUGGCUGAUGACGGUUGCAUACCAAUGGCAUAUGAAGCAUCGGGUCAGAAUGCUGAUGGAGGUGGAUACCAAAUGACAGUUGAAUUUUUUGGAAUAACACCAGGCAUUGCAGAUACGUCGGUCUUCAAUGAACCAGCUCAGUGUGGUGCAAAUGUACCUGCAUUUGCUGGAAUUGGAGUUGGAAGACGAUAAAUAAUUUAUCAUUUGUUUGCUUUUUUACUUUUUGUACAAUAAAAUCUUUUACCAUUUUAAA